Molecule: messenger RNA, 1574 nt
Organism: Rhodamnia argentea
Lineage: Eukaryota; Viridiplantae; Streptophyta; Magnoliopsida; Myrtales; Myrtaceae
Product: receptor like protein 29
Exons: 1
Coding region: 102-1544 (480 amino acids)
Molecular function (GO): protein binding
Source: RefSeq, a predicted model, not a curated record
CUCUCUCUCUCUCUCUCGUCAGAUGAAAUGAAACCCACUUCUCUUCCAAAAGUCACUCCUGCUUUCACCGCAACCGACCACAGUUCAAAUCCUCCGCCACAAUGCUCCCGUCUCCCUCGCUCCCUCCUCCUCUUCUUCUCCUCUUCCUCGUCGUGUUCCUCUCCUCGCUCCUCUCUUGUUUCCCUUCUCUGUCCAUCAAUGCCCCUCCAAAGACCACCGCGCCGCCGCCGCCACCACCGCCGCCACCGCCUCGUACAAGCACUAGCACUCGAGCAAACACCAUGCUUCCCUCGGAAUCCGAGAUCCUGUUCAAGAUCAUGGAGUCCAUGUCCUCGGACCAAGACUGGAGAGCCUCGUACCCGCACCCGUGCGGGGCGGGCUCGUCCUGGCCCGGAAUAGAAUGCAAACCCGGCAAUGACAACCGCCCCCACGUCUCGAGGCUCGACUUCGGCACACUCCCUAACCCAACCUGCAAGCCCACGGCCACCUUCCCUUACCUCGUCUUCUCCCUCCCUCACAUUGAAUCCGCCUUCUUCUUCAACUGCUUCGCCCGCACCAGGACCACCCUCUCUGUUUCCCCGACCCGGCUCCUCAAUUCCUCCCUCCAACAGCUCAGUCUCAGAUCCAACCCUGCUCUCGUCGGUCCAAUCCCACCCCAGAUAUCCUCCCUCAAGUCCCUGGAAGUCCUCACGCUGUCCCAAAACCGCCUCACCGGUUUCAUCCCGGUCGAGCUGUUCAGCCUGAAAUCUUUAAUUCACCUCGACUUGAGCUACAACCUGCUCAUUGGCGCCAUACCUUUCCAAAUAGGCAAUCUGAAGAACCUUGUGGGCCUUGAUAUGAGCUACAACUCACUCGGAGGCUCGAUCCCGAGCACAAUUGGCCAACUGGGUCAGCUUCAAAAGCUUGACUUGAGCUCAAAUUCACUCAUAGGUGGAAUUCCUGACACCAUCGAGAAGCUGAACUCUCUGGUCUUCAUAGCCUUGAGCAACAACCGACUGAGAGGAAAAUUCCCCACUGGAAUGUCAAAGCUGCAGAAUUUGCAGUACAUUAUCAUGGAGAACAACCUAAUGAACAUACCUCUUCCUGUAGAGUUCGGCACGCUUUUGAAGUUGCAAGAGCUGAGGCUUGCCAAUUCAAGUUACUCAGGGACCAUCCCUCCUAGCUUCGCUCAGCUCAUGAACUUGAGCACAUUGUCUCUCCAGAACAACCAGCUGACUGGCGAGAUCCCCGUCGGGUUCGGGACUCUGUCCCACAUAUACCACUUGAACCUGAGCAGGAACUUUUUGACCGGCGUGGUCCCAUUUGACGCCAGCUUCUUGAAGAGGCUGGGCAGGAACUUGGAUCUCGGUGGCAAUCGUGGGCUGUGCCUGAAUCCAACCGAAGCAUCCAGUGUCAAGAUCGGUGUCAAUGUUUGCAAGACCAGCAAGAACGGCUCUUUGAUCGUACCAAUGAAGCAAUCUGAAGCUGCAUCUCCCAUUCUCGAUUGGUUCUACCUUAUUGGUGCCCUGGGUAUUCCCCAAGUACUGUUUUCAGUAUGGUUUUAGUGAUUCGUCCCAGUCACCUCUUCACUUUCA